AUGCGGUGUUCAGCGCGCCUUGCCGCUGUCUUUACGCCGGCGAUGCCUCAUUUGGAUGCUUUUCUCAGACGUCACACCCGACCCGAUCACCGAUUGCGCCAUCAUCCACUGUGGCUCAGUGAAGAAGACCUGCAGCACCUAGGAAACAUUUCCAUCGACAGGACGAACCAUUGUGGCAGCAGUCUAUGUAAAGCGGACGGGCCUCUACCAACUGUGCUGGUGGAAGCUCCACGCACGGUUUUCCUCUACAACAUGGACCAACUUCCUCCUGAAUGCGAGGUCCGGUGGCAGUUUCCGCCCGUAGACGUGCCAUCGUCGGUGAGCAGUAUGACAGGUUACAAACUUAAAUCCCGCGAACUACUGGAAAAAGCCCGCCAUGAGAUGGGCUACGAGUCCAACUGGUGGGGCACAAAGGCGGCGUGGGCCAAGAAAGGAGUCAUGGUGGAUAUGAACUUGCUACCCACGCCCGUUCCUUCAUUACAUGUCAGCCAAUUCCUUCACAUAUCAUUCCUCGUGAACGGUGAUCACGUAUUGAAGAACUCGUACAUCUCUGGGAAGACCGGAUCAUUAAAAUCUUGGACAAGCCAUGAGGGUGUACCAUCGGCAUACGAGGAUUUUCAGCGGCUGGUGAAAGAACAUAUGCAGGCCCAUAGUUUUGCCUCUCCUCUAUACUUCUCGGAGUCUUCACUCCGGAACGCAGGGAUUUCCAUCCGGCCAGGUGUUCAACCCCUGGACUUUUCCGAUGUUCAACACACGAACAGCUACAUAGGGAACAGGAAACUUGCGCUUCAGGAACUCACAACUACCUACCAACAAUACUACCACUUGUCACAGCUUGUAUUCCCAGCUGGCUACAGAAUUCCACGGUCCGUAGUUGAGGUGGAGCGUCAGAACCCCGGUGUGCCAAUCCACGGAAUGACUGGUCGAUUGCUGAGUGUCCCUGAGCUACAUCCCGAAGCAAUCGUGAACUCCAGCGCACCUGAAUUGGCACCGUUUGUGAUGCGGGGCAGCAAUGAGACCGGCAGUAAUGAGCCCAACAAUGUUUCAUCAGUUGUGGACUUGGAAUCCCCGUGUGCUGCGUAUGGAAGGAACUUGUGGUACUUACCACAAGACGUGCUUGAAGCGGGUGGUGUGGUUGAUCCAAACGCAAUGCCCGUGGAGGCUGCUGUUGGUAGUCACUCUGACAAGAGGCGGCGCAAACUUUACAAUGUCGAACAAUUGGUGAUUCCACUUGAGGGUUACAAAGCAGUUGGUUGCAUUGCUACCAUGAACCGUUUCGUUCAGUCAGACAAGCCGCCAUGUGCUGGAACCUUAGCGGGUGAUGAGUUGGGGUAG
Messenger RNA from Trypanosoma brucei brucei TREU927, 1335 nucleotides. RefSeq lists its product as hypothetical. The record is from RefSeq and is a predicted model, not a curated record. Lineage: Eukaryota; Euglenozoa; Kinetoplastea; Trypanosomatida; Trypanosomatidae. The coding region runs from base 1 to 1335 and encodes 444 amino acids. The transcript has a single exon.